AUUUAAUUUAAAUCAAUCCUUAUUAUAAUUAUAAUUGUAAAAUAAGCUAAAUUUUUCAUUACAAUUUUCAUGAUGAAUUAGAAAUUAAAAGUAGGACCUUAAACAGCUACAGAUUACAAAAGGUCUAUAAUACCUGAAUUCGCUGUUCAUGGAUCUUAAAAAAGUGUUAGAGUGAAAGAUUCGUAAUAUUUUAGCGGUCUUUCAAAAAACCUUUGGGAUGAUUAUGGGAAGUUAAUUGAAAAAAAUAAAACGUUUCUUUCUAAAGAGAGGAAUGAAUAAAUAGAAAAACAUGCAAAAGAUUUAGAAUAAUAAGAUAGGAAAGAAAGGGAAUAGUUAAAAUAAUCUAAAAUAAUUAUAAAUAAGCAAGAGUGCUAGCAAAGGAUGAGUAAAAAAUUGUUAGAAAUAGCUCUUUUGUAGUAGUAAAGUCAUUAAAUUGUCGAUGAAAGAUAAUCAAAUAUAUUGCUUAAUAAUCCUCUAAGUCCCUUUGAAAUAAACAAAUCUAAAGUUAAAUCAUAAGGGAGAUAAUAUUUAAAUGGAUAAGCUGAAAAUAAAUGGAACGAUCUAACUUAAUAGUGCUCAAAAAGUUAAAAAAUUAUAUUUACACCAAAAGUUAUUCAAUUUGAGAACUAGGCUAUUGAAAACAUCAAAAAGAAGCUUGAAUCAAUUGAUGAAAAUAAGGAAAUGAUAAAAAGUUGUUAUGUGCAGCAAGGAGAAAUUUUGAGAAGUACCUUCAAGGAAAAACAUUAAAAAAAUUUAGAAUUUGAAAAAGAUUUAAGGAUUGGCAUAUUUGGUAAGAACGGCUAUGAUAAAACAAAGACAAAGAUUAUUAGAAUAGCAUAAACACCUGCUACUUAUAAUGGAGCAUUUCCAACUAAAUAUAAGAUGGAUCCUUACAUUUAAAAGCUUAAAGAAAAACCUCUCUCUGAGAAAGAUAAAUAAUUAUGUGAAAAACUAGCUACUCCAAAGAAAGAAUACUAACCUCAAAAUGUAUUUGAUUACCCUGAGUUUAAGGGUAUGCUUAUACCUACAAUUGAUAAACUAAUGUGCUCUAAGUAAGAAAAUAUAGUUAAAAAGUUCAAGGAGAACCCUUCUGUUAAAGAAUUAACAAAAAAUAUAAAUAGCCCCGAAAGAGUUAACUAGUUAAUUAUAAGACCUAAAACAGCUAAUUCUUAAAGAGGGUUUAUAAUGGAACCUUUAUCUUCUUUUGAUGAUAUAUAAAUAUAAAGAUCUAAGAAUUUUAUAGAGCACAACUAAACAGAAAAAGAAAUAGUUUAAGAACUUGAUAAAUUUUCAUCUAAUCUCAAAAACUAAGCUUUAUAAAGACCAUAAUCUGGAUUUUGUAGAGUUACACAAAAAGAGAAUAAACUGCUUAAAGAUGUAGAAGGGUUUAAAAAAGUAAGAGAAUAUAAAAAAGAUCCUGUUUACCCUCAUAAUGUAAUAAAAGGGUUAGAUCAUUCUCUAUGAUAAAAUUUUGUUUAUAUUUUUAGUUAUUUAUAUUAAUUUUAAAAUAAAAGUCAAUUAUGUUUUAAGAUUUAAAUGAAAUCCUCGUCAUAGAAUAUGUCCAAAUUUAUAAUAGAAAUAUAGCAUAAUUCGAAUUCAAUAAAUUUUGAAGUUUCUAUAAUUUUAUUUAGCAUCCAAAAAUAUUUAAACGAG
Messenger RNA from Tetrahymena thermophila SB210, 1653 nucleotides. RefSeq lists its product as hypothetical. Lineage: Eukaryota; Ciliophora; Oligohymenophorea; Hymenostomatida; Tetrahymenidae. The record is from RefSeq and is a predicted model, not a curated record. The transcript has 3 exons.